This is a messenger RNA of Clunio marinus, 621 nucleotides long. The record is from the annotation of a GenBank genome assembly. Lineage: Eukaryota; Metazoa; Arthropoda; Insecta; Diptera; Chironomidae.
AUUCAUUCGUCGUUUUGUGUUUAUUUGUAAACAUUGUAAAUAAACAAAAGUUCUAGAAAACUCGAGCAAAUAAGAAAUUUUGUCUUUUCUAGUCUAUUAUUGUAACAACCUCAAAGAACAAUGACUUCUGAAAGAGCAGAAACAAUACUGAAUGGCUUCCAAAUUAAUUGGAUAAAAUUGACUAACGCUGAUGAUGGCAAAAUAAUCUGGCAUGAAGCAAAAGACUUUUCAGAUUCAAAAGAAAUGCAUGAAGCUAGAGUACCAACAAGUAUAUUAGAUGUGAGAGCAAUAUUGCGAGAAAUUAAUUUUAGUUCAGUGGAGGAACUAAAAAACUUCAGAAUCGUUCAAAUGGCGAAAUUCAAAGGCAAACUUCUAGAACAAUGGGCUUUUACGAUGGGUGGCGUCAAACCAUGUACAACAAAUUCAUGGAUCUCUACUAUAGAAGCAGCACCAGAAUCACAAAUGAUGCCUGCUAAAGUAUUAAAUGGAAAUGUUACAAUUGAAACAGAAUUUUAUGAUGAUGAAGAAAAAUUCGCAACUUCAAUCGAAAUCUACUUGAUGACGAAUAUGAUAACAUUGCCACCUGAACAAACACUAAUUAUUUUUGUACAUAACUUAUAG